Peronospora matthiolae is the source of this 312-nucleotide messenger RNA. The record is from the annotation of a GenBank genome assembly. Lineage: Eukaryota; Oomycota; Peronosporomycetes; Peronosporales; Peronosporaceae.
AUGCGCGCGUACUUCAGCGAUCCUGAUGACAUACCGACGAGUGGACAGCAGAGUGCGGGGUUAAAAGAAUUGCUACGCCAGCGUGUCGUGACGAUCCCGCACUCCAUUACGACAAUGAAGGAGCAUCGGGCUUUAGGUGCUGACCCCACAAGCGAGUCCACUGGGCACUCAGUUGAGCCACCCCCUCCACUGUUUGGACGUGCGUUUCUUGGAUGCAUCACGCCAAAACGCUUUGUCCAGGAGUCUGUCGACGCCAAGCCGCCAUCCAACCAGCACGGGUGCUUUCUUCAAAACCUCGCACGUUUUGAGUAA